AUGCAUCGCCGAUCUAAGAGAAGCCAUCAUCCUCAACGUGAAAAAGUUACGGGUUUCAGAGACUCACAGCUCAUCAUCAAUCAAACAAAUGACGACUGGAAGACCAAGGACGAAAAGUUGAUCCCUUAUCACGUCUAUCUAGAGAAUCUAACCGAGGAGUUUGAAGAGAUCACAUUCUCUUAUAUGACCCGAGCCAAGAAUCAGUUCGCAGACGCUCUGGCCACCCUCGCUUCAAUGUUAGAGAUCCCGAGAGGAAUUGUUGAAUGGGAACUCAUCGUCGAACUCCAAGAGGAACCCGCGUUCUGCCUGCAAAUCGACGAAGCCAAAACUUCCUCGAAUGAUCAGGCGUUGUAUAACGACAUCAAAGAAUAUCUCGAGCAUCAGAAGUAUUCGGAAGGAGCGGCAUCAACUGAUCAGCACACUAUCUAG
This is a messenger RNA of Magnolia sinica, 429 nucleotides long. RefSeq lists its product as uncharacterized. Lineage: Eukaryota; Viridiplantae; Streptophyta; Magnoliopsida; Magnoliales; Magnoliaceae. The record is from RefSeq and is a predicted model, not a curated record. The coding region runs from base 1 to 429 and encodes 142 amino acids. Gene Ontology annotation, molecular function: RNA-DNA hybrid ribonuclease activity; nucleic acid binding. The transcript has a single exon.